AUGGCAGAAGAGAGAUCAAGAAGCUUUAAAAACAUCUUCUUUUUUCAUCGGCUUCUCUAUCUUUUUCUUGUCUCACAAGUUGCCAUUGCCUCUAGCAGAAGUACUAGUGUAGGAGUAAACUGGGGAACAAUGGCGAGUCACCAGCUUCCACCUGAAAACGUAGUGAAGAUGCUAAAAGACAAUGGGUUUACUAAGUUGAAACUCUUCGAAGCCGACCAAAACAUCUUAGAUGCUCUAAUUGGUUCACAAAUCGAAGUCAUGAUCGGAAUACCAAACCGGUUGCUUAAAGAAGUCGCUCAAGAUCCAGCCGUGGCAGGUUCGUGGGUCGAAGAAAACGUAACUGCGUAUUCUUACCACGGUGGAGUCAACAUCAAGUACAUAGCUGUAGGAAACGAGCCUUUCCUUCAGACAUAUAAUGGAACUUACGUUGAGUUCACUUUACCAGCUCUCAUCAACAUACAACGAGCACUAGAGGAAGCUAAUCUCAAAAAUGUCAAAGUCACUGUUCCUUUCAACGCAGACAUCUAUUUUUCACCGGAAUCAAACCCUGUUCCAUCAGCUGGAGACUUUAGACCUGAGCUCAGAGAUGCAACCAUCGAGAUAAUCAACUUCUUGUACUCACAUGAUUCGCCUUUCACAGUCAACAUCUACCCUUUUCUCAGUCUUUAUGGAAAUGCUUAUUUCCCUGUGGAUUUCGCCUUCUUUGAUGGGACUAACAAGCCUUUGAGAGAUGGCAGUUUGGUCUAUAACAAUGUGUUUGAUGCUAAUCUGGACACUUUGAUCUGUGCUAUGGAAAGAUAUAGCUUUUUGGGGAUGAAGAUCAUCGUGGGAGAGGUCGGAUGGCCUACGGAUGGAGACAAGAACGCUAAUGUAAAGAGCGCAGAGAAAUUCAAUCAGGGAAUGGUAAAGCAUGCUAUGUCUGGAAAUGGAACGCCUGCAAGGAAAGGAGUGAUCAUGGAUGUUUACCUUUUCAGCCUUAUCGAUGAAGACGCCAAGAGUAUUGCCCCUGGGACUUUUGAGAGGCAUUGGGGGAUCUUUGAGUUUGAUGGGAGACCGAAAUACGAGCUCGACUUAUCGGGUAAAGGCAAUGUGGGAGCUCUGGUUCCUGUGGAAGAUGUCAAUUAUCUGCCUAAAUCAUGGUGUGUUCUUGACCCAAAUGCGUAUAACCUCGAUGAUUUGGCUGAUAACAUUGACUAUGCUUGUAGCUUGUCUGACUGCACAGCACUCGGGUAUGGUUCCUCCUGCAACCAUCUUACUGCCGUAGGGAAUGCUUCAUACGCCUUUAAUAUGUAUUAUCAGAUGCACGACCAGAAUACCUGGGACUGUGAUUUCUUGGGGUUGGGUUUGAUCACAGAUGAAAAUCCGUCUGAUGAAAAUUGUGAGUUCCCUGUGAUGAUUGAUACAGGAGAUUCACCAAGGUUGCAGCUUGGAUCUUCAAGAAUGUUGAGCAGAGUCGCAGCCACGGUUUUAGUUAUUUUGGUCCUUCCCCUCUUGUAG
This is a messenger RNA of Arabis nemorensis, 1497 nucleotides long. The record is from the annotation of a GenBank genome assembly. Lineage: Eukaryota; Viridiplantae; Streptophyta; Magnoliopsida; Brassicales; Brassicaceae.